Solenopsis invicta (red fire ant) is the source of this 2339-nucleotide messenger RNA. RefSeq names its product carboxypeptidase M. Gene Ontology annotation, cellular component: cell surface. Gene Ontology annotation, biological process: proteolysis. The coding region runs from base 432 to 1916 and encodes 494 amino acids. The transcript has 11 exons. The record is from RefSeq and is a predicted model, not a curated record. Lineage: Eukaryota; Metazoa; Arthropoda; Insecta; Hymenoptera; Formicidae. Gene Ontology annotation, molecular function: zinc ion binding; metallocarboxypeptidase activity.
AGCUAGGUGCUGGUACUGGUGCUGAUACUGGUGCUGGUACUGACACUCGUACUGGUACUACUACUGCUACUGCUACUGCUAUUGGUACUGCUACUGGCGCUUGGUGUUGCUUGCCGGUGGUGGUAGUGAGUGCACGGCAUAUUUCGCUUCUCUCUUUUUUCUUUCGUCAAUUCAUUCGCCGUCCGCGCUUACGAUCGAAGAAAAAGUGCGUGUGCUGGCGCCGUGUCCCCGUAUGAACGAUUCGAUACUGGAAGUAACGGGAGAAAAAAACCAGCGUCAAAAGAACUCGUCGCUCAAGUACAUUGCCUCGCGUGUCGCUUUCGCGGAUAGUUUUGCGCGCACACGAACGCGGAAGAUCGCUAAUUUUGCGAUCGAAUUCUACGGAUUCCACGGUGCGAUCUCUCCACUGCUGAUACGUUUAGGCAAUCAGAAUGUAUCGCCCGCUAUUCUUUCUCGCCUUCGUUUGUGGAAGCAUUCACGGAAUGCAAUUCCACAACAAAGGGGAUGUACCUCGCCUGUAUCAUCCGCGUUACUUAUCGUACGAAGAGCCGUACAACAUCGAGUUCAAGUAUCACAAUUACGAGCAGAUGAGCCGCUUUCUUCGCGCAACGUCCCUUCGAUUUCAAAAUCUCACCGCGCUGUACUCGAUAGGAAAGUCGGUGAAAGGUCGUGAUUUAUGGGUGAUGGUCGUGUCGUCCUCACCUUACGAGCACAUGAUCGGAAAGCCCGAUGUAAAGUAUAUCGCUAACAUACACGGAAACGAAGCUGUGGGACGCGAAUUAAUGCUGCAUCUCAUUCAUUCUCUCGUGACGUCAUACGGAUCGGACGCAUACAUCACAUGGUUGUUGGAUAAUACAAGGAUUCACAUUCUACCGUCAAUGAAUCCUGAUGGCUUUGAAGUCUCUAAAGAAGGUCGCUGCGACGGUGGUCAAGGCAGGUACAACGCGCGCGGAUUCGAUCUAAACCGCAAUUUCCCGGACUAUUUUAAGCAAAACAAUAAGAAGAGCCAGCCGGAGACCGAGGCCGUCAAGGAAUGGGUGUCGAAGAUCCAGUUCGUGCUCUCGGGCAGUCUGCACGGCGGUGCGCUCGUGGCCAGCUAUCCCUUCGACAAUACCCCAAAUUCGCGAAUAUGUCGAUCGGCGCCGCUAUGUGCAGUGUUUCAGAGUUUCUCGUCGACGCCGAGCGUUUCGCCGGAUGACGACGUGUUUCAACAUUUAUCGUUGACGUACUCUCGAAACCACGGGUCUAUGUAUCAGGGAUUACCGUGCUCGUCGUCUCAGCCCGCAUUUAAACGUGGAAUUACAAACGGCGCCGAGUGGUACCCGCUUACCGGCGGUAUGCAAGACUUCAACUACGUGUGGAACGGCUGCAUGGAGAUCACCUUGGAGCUUUCUUGCUGCAAGUAUCCCCCGGCCACGGAUCUGCCGCAUUAUUGGGCGGAGAAUCGAGCGUCUCUGAUCAAAUUUCUAGCGGAGGCCCACAGGGGCGUUCACGGUUUUGUUUUCGACGAAAAUGGUAAUCCCAUCGAGAGGGCUUCCGUUAAAGUGAAAUCACGAGACGUCAGUUUCUCGACAACGAAAUACGGCGAAUUUUGGAGAAUUCUCUUGCCUGGUAUUUACAAGUUAGAGGUAUUUUCGAACGGAUAUAUACCUCGUGAGGUGGAAUUUGUAGUGAUUGAACAACAUCCGACGCUCCUCAACGUAACCCUUUAUUCAACGAAAAGACAAUACGACGAUGACAAUGGAUCCAUUUUAUAUAACGGAAACAUUGGCGGCGGAAGGCCUUAUCCGCACCGCGAUCACACGUUACAUUAUCGGCCCCAAUCGGGAAUUAAUACCGCGGCCGAUGCCAAUAGCGGUAUCUUCUCGUCUAUCAGUAACGGAUUUAACAACUUUGUGACCAACCUCUUCGGCUAAUCUCGUGAAACACACACAAUUACUUAUUUAUUCUAUAUUGGCGUGUAAAAUAAAAUAAAGCGGUAAGUUUGAUCUGUCUAUACUUUAAGGAUCGUCGAUGCAGAUAAAUUAUAAUCCGAUUAAUCGGCAAAAUACUGCCAAACAAUAAUGCGAAUUCUAUGUCAUCUCUCACGUUAAGUUUGAGAUAUCUAGUUAAGUUUGAGAAUCUCUACGUUAUUAAAUAUUUAUAUAUCUAUCGGGAAUGUAUAUUUUUAAAAAAUGUACUUUUAUUGUAUUUACAAAAGCAAAAACAACUAUUUUUAUUUCAUAUAGUCAUACAGUCAAUAUAUAGAUAUAGUAUAUAUGACAUAAUAUCGGCGUUAUUUCAAAUGUUCUAUAGGAGAAAAUGUUCUAUAGUUAUCUAAUAUAUAGAUAUAUAUCUAA